AAAAAAAUCUAGCGACAUUUCCUAUUCAGAUCACAUAUUUGUCGUGUAAAUAAAAAACGAACAGUAACCGAUAAUAUAGGGCAGUGGAAUCAUUAAUCAAAAAAAUACAUAGCUAUAACUGUACCGUGGAUUGUGAACCAAUUAGCACCUGUACACGUUAGAUACGUAAAGUAGGGAAGAGGCUGAGGUAUCUUCUUAUCCGGCUAAAUGAUAACAAAGCAGUACCGAGCCGCAUUUCGCCUUGCAAAUAUCUUCAAAUGGAUUAUGCAGUUUUUAUAUUAGCAUUCGCUUCGCUCGAUUUGAUUGCGUGUAAAAAUAUUGCCCGAAAUGAAUCUGCGGGUGUUUUGCAAUACGCAAAAGUGGCACGCUGGGGAUCCAAUGGUUCGGAGGAAAUACGAAACAGCAGAAAUACGCAGUACCAAAAUCACAGGUUGAAAUUAAAAAAUUCCAAAAGGACUCCGGGGGUGGUUUACCAAUACCCAGUCUAUCCCGCUUCGGCUUCGAAGGUAGAAAAGAAAAUCGAACACGUUCCUGGAAUAGGCGAAGUGGUUAUCCAGGAUCGAUUCGAGGCAAGACCGUUGUUUGUGUAUAAGAAUAAACAACAGGCCCUUUCGGAUACUUACGGGGCACCCGCUUCCGGUUCCAACCAGCAGCCGGCGACGGCACCAACUCCAAUUACGACUCCGAGGCCGGUUUCCAGUUUCGAUACGUUUCCGGUCUACAAACCGCCUUCACCGCCCCCAAUUUCCUCGUCUCAAUCGUCCGAAAGCUCAUACAAUUCACCGUUUAGUUCGUAUAACCCGCCGAAUUUUAUUCAAGAAGACGAUUCAAAUUUUCCCGACUCUUAUCCACCGAUCGAAGAUAAAGCGCCAUCCAGCGAGGCACCCAAAAGUAAAAAACCAGAAUCGUCGAUGACGUUAGGGCCACCACUAGCGAUGAAUAACGAAUACGAUCACCCUCCUGCGCCCGAUUAUCAGGAUCACCAGCCACAAGAUCCUAUGGCGAUUUACAAGUAUCACGAUGACGGGCCGCCACAAUACCCGCCCCAAAGCGAGGACGACAUUUUUUACCCGCCGGAUAUGCCUCACGAUGUUAAAAUGCCUGCUAACGCACCCCCUAAGCCUGCAAUGUCGGCUAUGGAUGCUCCCAAAGGCAAUAACGGACCUCCGGCGGAUGAUACGAUGGAUUUGGCACCUCCUCCUAACCAAGGCGACCAUCAGGAUUAUUCAUUUCCUCAGUACCUUUAUGAUCAACACCAUUUCGACCAUCACGUUUACGAGGAAGUACCUCAUACCACUAUGGCGCCCGUGAAAGAGGACAAACGAGUUAGCUCUACGCAUUACAGCUAUUACUACUUGGGCAGGAAAUUGUGGUACAUUCCGUUGUACUUUAGUAUCUACUUUAUCAUUUACGUCACUGUCCUGAUCGUCAAGUCUAUCGCCAGGCAUAAGGUCAGACUAAAGUACACGUGGGCAGAAGGGGGAUCCGCUAGCAGAGAAUCAAGAACUAUGACUUUGGCAGAGGAAAGAGACGCCAGUAUUCCAGUUGCGUAUCAAAAUGUUUCCGUCGGUAUUCGCAAUAUUCCGGCAGACGUGCGUUAG
This is a messenger RNA of Cylas formicarius (sweet potato weevil), 1601 nucleotides long. RefSeq lists its product as uncharacterized. Lineage: Eukaryota; Metazoa; Arthropoda; Insecta; Coleoptera; Brentidae. The transcript has 3 exons. The coding region runs from base 258 to 1601 and encodes 447 amino acids. The record is from RefSeq and is a predicted model, not a curated record.